Messenger RNA from Epithele typhae, 1536 nucleotides. RefSeq lists its product as uncharacterized. Bases 1 to 1536 code for a protein of 511 amino acids. The record is from RefSeq and is a predicted model, not a curated record. The transcript is spliced from 2 exons. Gene Ontology annotation, molecular function: protein binding. NCBI's taxonomy places the organism in Eukaryota, Fungi, Basidiomycota, Agaricomycetes, Polyporales, Epitheliaceae.
AUGCUCAGCCUCCUCUCCCUUCCCAACGAGCUCCUGUGCAUGGUCUUCGCGCUCUUGGAUGGGCAAAAUGCCUUCUCGCUGUCCCACACAGCGAAAAGGCUUUAUUUCUUGCACGUCCCCGAUGCGUUUAGAUCGCUGACCGUCGACAUCCCCGAGAAGCCCCCUUCCACCGGCCUCCAAGUGCUGGCCUUGUCCGAAGUCCUAUCGACAAGCGGCCCCCUCCUCGAGCUCCGCCGCGGUCGAUACGUUCGCCGCCUCAAACUUUGUGGACUCACCGACCCCGACCUCGCCCACAUAAGUCGCCUCUUUGCUGCGACAGAACGCCUCGAACGCCUUUACUUCGACGACCUCGGACAUUUUCAGAGUCCGCAGUGCGGCUUGGUCCCACUGGGCGCCAUGGGCCGCCUCGAGCAGGUGGUCUUCCUUGGAACGGGGCCGUGGGCCGUCCAGCAACUCCCGAUGGUCCUGGCCGCCCCAAACCUCACCUCCCUCUGCUUCGAGAUCACCGACUCCUGGUUUCGUGGCAUCACCAUCGACGUCGCCGCUCUCGUCACCGCCCUCUCCUGCACCCCGAGACUGCGCACUCUCCGCUUUAGAUCCGACGAGGCGGGGCCGGCCAUCCCUGGUCCAUACCCCUCAGUAACUAUCCCGUCCGUCAGGGAGCUUUCCCUCCGCUGCCUCCCCAGCAUCGCCGCCGUUCUCGUUGACGCCUGCGCCAACGUCAAAGCGUGCCGUCUUCAGCUGCAGUGGUGUGGCCCUCCUGCGGCGCUGGUUAUGCCAACGCAUGGCUCCCUAGGUCCCCUCCACCUUGCGGAAUUCCGCAUCUCAGGCUGCAUCGGCGUUCCUGCAGAAAGCGCCAAGCGCCUGGGAGAAGUCCCCUUGGUAUCCCUGGGCGAGGUUUGCUUCCCGCUCGUCAAAACGAACGACGCUCGGCUCCUCGCCCCCCUUGUACGCACCACCCGGCCUAUCGCCCUGGGGGUUUUCACGGCGGGCGUCUUGAACGACCCGGAGCCGGCGCGGUGGAGUGCGCCGACGCUGGCGGGCAAUUCGGACGACGCGAGGCAGAUGUGGGCCUUCCUGUUGCAGGGAAAUCCGCGCCUGCGCUCCCUGGAGAUCACCGUCACAGAGGGAAAGUGCAAGCCUGUCAUCUACAAGUCGGCACUGCUGGAUGCACUCCGGUCGACAGCGCUGGAGCACCUCAAUCUCUUCUUUUUGGCGGGCUGCGGGCAUCCCGUGGGAUGGGGAGAGGGGUGUCCCGAGAGAGAGAGGAAAUUCCUCGAGGCCGUGGCCUCAUUCCCUGAGGAGUUCGCGACGAGCCUGCCCACGCUGCGCGCCAUUGCGAUGUCUUGGCCCCGAGCUGGAGCGGCCGACUUCACGCACCGGAAGGACUGGGAGGAGGAUGCGAAGUAUGGACCAAUGCGCGUUGAGCGGUGGUGGCGGGUUGACAGCGUUGGGACAAGGCGGACGGCGGUCGAGAUCGGGCGUGAAGAAGGCAACCGCUUGCGCGAGCUUAUCCAACGGGGGGGCACCCAUUGA